CCUCCUGCUCCUCCUCCUCAGUCCUCCUCCACCAGACGCGUUGACGGUUGUGUUGUGCCUCGUCGCCGUGUGCGGGCCUGGACCAGGCUGGUGCCUACCUCCAUCCGGUCAUCGACUUUUCAGAGACCAUCGCCGCCCGCUCGUCAAACGCAGUAGAUCGUAGUCAUUUCCACGUCUUAGUCGCGUAGUCUUGCGCAACGAGCCUAGCACUGGUUACACACGCUGCCCCAGUUCGCGUCUCUGAACCGUGCGAGCUCCUGUCACAACUCCGACGACCACAUCCACCGCGCGCAGCAUGCCACUGCUGGGUCUGCCACCCGAGCUCCUGGAACGGGUCUUGGACAUCCUCUACGAUGACCCUCCCUCCCUCAGUGCAUGCAGUCUGACCUGUUGGGCGUUGCUCCUGGUGGCACGUCUACGUCUCUUUCGGACAGUCAAGCUCGGGACCACGCGACAGUGCUUACGCUUCCUCAGCUCACUCGAGACAAGUUCGGAGAUCAAUGGUGGCAUGAGCAACGGUGCCUUUGUCCGGGUGCUGAUCCUACCGGCCAAGAUGGGUCUUGAGCGGAGGAACAGGCGAGCGGCGCUACGCAUGGACCUGGUGAAGCAAAUCUUGCGGCGCGUCCCCAAUGUCGAGACCCUGGACAUGUGCCGGUUCGAAUGGUAUAAACUCAGCGGACUUGCCUGUCCGAAUGGCAUCGACGUUGAUCCGCGUGACGCCGUCAAGACCAUUUUCGCCUUUCCCCGGCUGAAGGCGUUGUUACUACGCGAGAUUGUUCCUCAUUCCAUGACUUGGAUGGUCACCGGGAGCACCACACCGUGAUUUCGAUCAUGCCCCGAUAGACGUCGCAUUUGACCGACAAACUCAUGUAACAAUUCGGGAGCUGACGAUAGACGGAUGGUUAGGCCCCCGGAACGCAUUGAUCACCACAACGCGGGCGUUAUUGAGACCACCCUACGAGCUGGAGCUUCGGCGGCUGAAGUGGCGAACGGGUCUCGCGUUCAAUCGGGCAUACGGAGUCGGUGAUCAGGAAGUGCUGGGCGACCUG
This is a messenger RNA of Rhodofomes roseus, 1049 nucleotides long. RefSeq lists its product as uncharacterized. The coding region runs from base 296 to 823 and encodes 175 amino acids. The record is from RefSeq and is a predicted model, not a curated record. NCBI's taxonomy places the organism in Eukaryota, Fungi, Basidiomycota, Agaricomycetes, Polyporales, Fomitopsidaceae. Gene Ontology annotation, molecular function: protein binding. The transcript has 3 exons.